Fusarium redolens is the source of this 4377-nucleotide messenger RNA. RefSeq lists its product as uncharacterized. The transcript is spliced from 5 exons. NCBI's taxonomy places the organism in Eukaryota, Fungi, Ascomycota, Sordariomycetes, Hypocreales, Nectriaceae. Gene Ontology annotation, cellular component: plasma membrane. Gene Ontology annotation, molecular function: calcium-activated cation channel activity. The coding region runs from base 1 to 4377 and encodes 1458 amino acids. The record is from RefSeq and is a predicted model, not a curated record.
AUGGCUCCAUCUAUCCCUCUAUUCACUCCUACCAAAGGGAAUUAUCUUGGACCUGAGGAGUUCUACGCCAGUCUCGAUGAGGAGGUCGACACGAACGUCAAGGCCUUGGCAGAAUAUCAUUCUAGUUCUUAUUAUGAGGAUCAACCAUCCUUCUUUGAAAGCGCUUUCUGCGGCAAUGACGAUUCAUCCAUUACUAAGGAGGACCUUUUCGGUGCCAGGAUUGUCCACCGUACUGAGAUGGAUAUUGACUCGGAGCACAGCCGCCCUAAUUGUCAUGUUGAGGAUGACUCGAAUCUCGAUGGCCAUGACUCUUCACUUCUCGUCGAAUCUGGUUACGGUCCUGAGUCUUCGGACACAAGUCCCGCUCGUCCUGGUGUUUUGCUCUCCGAUGUUUUUGUCCCUGAUGACUCGACUUUGGAUACCGAACUUCACUCCUCUAAUGGUUCAGCGAGCAUUGAAAACCACAUCAAACAUGACACAGUUAAGAGCCUACUGUUGGAAACAGAAUCCACCACUUCCGACAGCAAAAUCAUGCGGGGUCGAAUUAAAGCCGAUUUUAAUGAGGAAAUGCUUCAGGAUGCCAUAGCCAUCCUAAAAUUCCAAAGCCUCGUUGUCUUAAAUGAGCAAGGUCAAGCUCGCCUCAGAAAAGACAUUCCCAUAAUGAUGACCCAUUGGGUGACACAAAGUUUGGCGGAUACUCUCUUGGCCCCAGAGGACCAGUCCAUUGUUGACAGUAUAUACAACCUUCACCAACUUAUACUGUCUCGCAUCAAAGACUACCUGAAUAAGGCGACCUCUGAUUUCCUCCCACGAGCAUAUCGCGGUCUUCCUGUUGUUGAGUCGGGUUUGACUUAUACCGGGCACCCAAGGCUUGAGGGGGAGUUUGACCUGGAUCUUCUUAACAAAUCUGGACGAAAACUUCUUUUCUGGGCUUUCUUAAGACAUGAGUUGAUGAGCAAGGUUCGCCUUUACGUUGCGAUUAUUCAUCGUGGCUAUAGGCCUCCAGUCGAACUGAAUCGACGAGGAGGCCAUAAGUUUUUACCAUGGGAGGACGAAGCCAUCAGGUGUGUUCAGACAUAUAUACAGACUCUGUAUACAGCCUUCUUUGCCGAGUGGUCUGGAGCUGAGUUGCCGGAUUCACCACCCCCGGGACUUGGACGCUCCAACAGCAUGGUCUGCGAGACAGCCCAAUGGGUAGAAGCGCUCACAGAAGAUAAGUCCGUGUGCGCUACGGCCGCGGCAAGGCUACCGGCUUAUGGCCUUGAGCCCAUCAUGAGCCUCAUGGACGAGAGACAGAAGCAGCAAGCCCAGGAAACUCGUAUUGAACCUGCACGAUCUCUUCUCAGAGAUGCCAAGUUUCGUUGUGAUUAUGAGCAUGCCCACAAAGAAACCGUCUCAGGGAACUUUGACAGAGAAAAAGGCUUGGUUCCAGAAUUAUGGAUGGACAUCGUACUUCAUCAUGGCACGCCUCGCAAUUAUACACAAGAGAAUCUUGCCCUGCUCCGACAGCGCGCAUGGGUUUUUUUCUGGGGCUCGCCAGCUCAUCCUCAGCGUGAGGCUUUACUCAACAUAUCUCAGGAAGCGGGCACUGAACUUUCCGGUCUUAAGGGAUGGGAACGUUCUUUCCUUCAAGCAAAACCCGCAAGUAAAGAUUCAGAGGAGAUGGUUGAGGGUUAUACUUUACACUCCGUUGCUGAGCCACAGCGCCACAACUUGAACCUGAAUGGCCUCAGCCUUGCAUUUGCGUCUCGCACAACAACUCCCAGCACUUGUCGCUGUGAGUAUUCAUCAUCAUCCCUCGCGAUGAGCAAAAAUGAUUCAUGCUGGGAUGAGAAAGUCAUCGCCCCUGACACCGGGAAGAGUCUCGAGGUCCAGCUCGUACUGUCCUUAGUGAUUGGUAUUUCGGCCUUCUUCCUCUUCUGUUUCCUACGCCCACGAUGGCCCGCCCUUUACGCUGCGCGAAAACGGCGUCUCGAUCACCAGCUUGGUCUGCCUGCCCUACCAAAUUCCACGUUUGGCUGGAUCCCGACACUAUUUAAAAUCACCGAGGAGCAGGUUCUGGCUUCCGCCGGACUCGAUGCUUUUGUGUUUCUGAGCUUCUUCAAAAUGGCCAUCCGACUCUUUAGCAUCAUGGCAUUCUUCGCGACGAUUAUACUAUUACCAAUCAAUGUUUCCUUUUCGGAAACCAAAAAGAAUAAGGGCCACAGUGGUAAUGAUACAUCGAUUGAGCCGGGCUCGUUUUAUGGAACAGAUCAAAACGUUUUCUCAGAUGCAAGCUUCCUCGACAUACUUAAGCACAAGGACAAAACGGACAAGAGUUACGAGAAGUCUUGGCUGUGGGCUUACGUUAUUUUCACAUACUUCUUCGUCGGCUUGACGAUAUACUAUCUCAACCUCGAGACAUUUCGCGUCAUCAAAUUUCGUCAGGACUAUCUCGGAUCACAGUCCACCGUAACAGAUAGGACGUUCCGACUUACAGGUAUUCCCGAGGAUCUGAGAUCAGAAGAAAAGAUCAAGGAUCUUAUCGAAAAGUUGGGCGUUGGGAAAGUUGAGAAGGUCAUGCUUUGUCGAGACUGGAAGAAACUUGACGAUCUUGUGGAAUUGAGAGACGCUACCUUACGACGCCUUGAGGGUGCCUGGGCCACUUUCCUUCAACAUCAGCGCCGAAAAAGAAAGAAUGCUGGAUUUCAACGAAGACGUGGCAACGGCGUGUCUCAGGACCAAGAAGACGACGACCAAACCGGAGAAAAUGGGCGCCUCUUGGACUCUCAACAGGAGCCUUGGGACUCUGGAGAUGAGGGCAGACCUAAAGUUAACAUACGCUAUGGGACCCUUGGUUUGCGAUCCCGCAAUGUUGAUGCUAUCGACUACUACGAGGAGCGACUUCGAAGACUGGAUGCCCAAGUUAUAGAGGCUCGCAAGAAGACAUAUGCACCUACAGACAUGGCCAUUGUUACUAUGGACUCUGUUGCUUCAUGUCAGAUGGCUAUCCAAGCACGAAUCGACCCCAGACCAGGCCGGCUUUUGACCAAGUUGACACCGGCCCCUUCAGAUCUUGUCUGGAGGAAUACAUACGCUCCCCGUGGUAUUCGCCGCCUCAAAUCCUGGGCUGUGACUUUGUUCAUCACGGCUCUCACACUGGCAUUCAUUUUCCCCACCGUUGCCAUUUCCUCAUUGUUGAGUUAUUGCACAAUUGAGCGUAAUUUCCCAGCAUUUGCCAAAUGGCUACAAGCGCACGGCGUUAUAUUCUCGUUGGUCCAAAACGGCUUGCCUGCUUUGGUUGUGUCGCUUCUUAACGUUGCUGUUCCGUAUCUAUACGACUUCCUCUCCAACCACCAAGGAAUGAUUUCACAGGGUGACGUGGAACUCUCUGUCAUCUCCAAGAACUACUUCUUCACCUUCUUCAAUACCUUCUUUGUUUUUGCAGUUUCAUUGACAGGAAUAAAUUUCUGGAGCAGGCUUCAGGAGAUUGCGAAGGACACAAGCAGAAUGCCGCGCGAGAUCGCCGGUGAUGUGGAGAAGCUAUCGAUUUUCUAUAUUUGCUUCAUUAUGCUACAAGGCAUUGGACUUAUGCCCUUCCGAAUUCUCGAGGCAGGAAGUGUAUUCCUUUAUCCGUUCCUACAUUGGCUGUCCAAAACACCACGCGACGCUCUCGAGCUCAAGAAACCCCCGGUUUUCCAAUACGGCUUUUUCCUACCUACGUCUCUACUUGUUUUUAACCUGUGCCUUAUCUACAGUGUCUUGGCCUGGGGAUAUGCUAUUCUCAUCGUUGGGACCGUCUAUUUCUGUUUGGGCUACUUUGCUUUCAAGUACAUGGUACUCUAUGCAAUGGACCAGCCUCAACAUGCCACUGGAGGUGCGUGGAGGAUAAUAAGCUACCGCAUCAUCAUUGGGUUGCUUGUCUUGGAGGUUGUUAUGGUAGGCCGAAUCGCCACCAGUGAGGCAUUCAUUCAGUCGGUGUGUAUCCUGCCACUGAUCCCUUUGACCAUCUGGUACAGCUACUACAUCAAGCAACGGUUUGAACCUUUGACUAGAUACAUUGCGCUUCGCGCUGUUAGGGCAGAUGAGGAUUCAGAUGAUGCAGCUGCACUGGAUGACGCGUUUGAGAACGAGGACCGCCCCCGACCUUCGCAGGCCAUUCUGCGCCGUGGAAGUACCCUAGACGAGUACAAGGAAAAGGGACUGCAAUUCGUCAACCCCAGUCUUGUGGCCCCACUUCCCCAGCCGUGGAUCUACGAUGAGCCACCUCCACCAAUCCCCACGGAUGACACACAGACAACAGAGGAGACUGAACGCCCUGUUCUGCAGGGUGUCGAUAGCACACUCGGGAUAGGAGACGAAAACGUUUGGAGAGACAAUGGAGGAAGUAAUGUUUAA